AUGCCGAUGACGUUCGAGCACUACCAAGAGAUUCUCCAGGCGGUUCCUAACGAGCGGGAUGCCGUGAUGUCUUCGAGUAGCGUGGCUCACGGCGAGUCGCCGGGCGGAUGGGGAGAUGCUAUCCGCCUCGGCAUUCAAGGACCACAUGGUGGAUCCGAUGGCACUCAUCGUCGAUUUCUCGUUCCACACGUAGACCUUCAAGGUGGACCCCGACAGGCAGGGCAGGUACGCCACGAUCACCAACCCGGAUGCCGCGAUAAUUCGCCAGGCGCUGGCGAAGUUGCCCGUCAAGAAUUUCUCCAGUGGCCACGAUGUCUACUCAGCGGAUGGGCAGUUUCCUGA
Molecule: messenger RNA, 342 nt
Organism: Leptomonas pyrrhocoris
Lineage: Eukaryota; Euglenozoa; Kinetoplastea; Trypanosomatida; Trypanosomatidae
Exons: 1
Coding region: 1-342 (113 amino acids)
Source: RefSeq, a predicted model, not a curated record